Molecule: messenger RNA, 1501 nt
Organism: Haliotis rubra (blacklip abalone)
Lineage: Eukaryota; Metazoa; Mollusca; Gastropoda; Lepetellida; Haliotidae
Product: tripartite motif-containing protein 45-like
Exons: 2
Coding region: 81-1232 (383 amino acids)
Molecular function (GO): zinc ion binding
Source: RefSeq, a predicted model, not a curated record
UAACGGAUACGCCCACAGGCAACCGGAGUUGGUGGUCGGCGGAGCUUGGUGAAUUAUUCUCACUUUCUGAGGUAAGCGGAAUGGCGGCUAGCGCAGAUGCACAUGACAAUCUUGCACGAGGAUCCGACAAUGAAACUUCCAUUACAUUCCUGAAGCAACCCGUGUCAACAGCAUCCAGUGAACCUGUCGAGAUGCACUGCCCAUCAUGUCGGAAGAUUUUCGACCUACGGAACCAAACACCACGGUUGUUGGGCUGCCUACACUCGGUGUGUUCCGAUUGCUUAAAGAUAACGCUAUUCUCCCAUGAAUCACCCGGUAUUGCGUGUCCCGUCUGCCGGAGUCCUAUCUCACAUGAAGCUGCGCCUCUGGACUACGCCAUCAUGAAGGUGUUGGAGAUUGAGGAGACGAAGGACCUUGGUGGGCUGAAGUGCGAUGACUGCCCCCAUGACGGUACAGCGACGUAUCGCUGUCUGGACUGCAGAUGCAACAUGUGUGACACAUGCAUGUCCUACCAUGCCAAAUUUGCUGCAACCAUAACCCACGAGUUGAGGUGUUUGUCAGAGCUUUCUGACACGAAACACGAGGUACUGAAGGAGGACAAGCUUUGUCCGCAACAUGGACUUAGGCAACAUCUGUUCUGCUGUUCCAAGACGUGUAAGGUUGCCCUGUGUAGCACCUGCGCCACAACAGACCACAACGGCCACAACUUGGGUCCAAUAUGGUGUCUGUAUGGUGCAGUUCGAAAGGACAUCAUGAAACGCAAUGUCCUGCUCGCUGAAAACAUCAGCAGAAUGGAGGACCUGGAGGCCCGACUUAACUCGCACAAGGAAAGGGUUAAAGAGUCGAAGCGGAAUAUUGAGAGUGAUAUUCACGUUCUCUUCUCCCACCUUGAAGACAAGGUCCUUGCAAGAAAAGCGGUGCUGGUGAACGCCACCAACACAAUCAAGAACGACUAUCUGAGAGAAGUGAAGGGCGUUCAGGAGCAGCUGCGGGCAACCGAGAGAAGGCGACAAGAGGUCAUAGAUUUCAGUGAACGAGUGAAGAACCUAUGCUCACCUGCGGAAUUCCUCAACAUAGAUAAGAUACUUACCGCACGAAUGAUCCAAGUGGCGAGUGAACCAACCACAGUUCCAUUUCAGGAGAAGAAUGUUGUUUUCGGAAGAACAUUGCUGACUGAUGUCAUGACCUCAAUUGGUAAUCUGUGUGAGAUAACUACAACAGUACAGAAGUAGCCACAGACCUUCACCUUACGCGUUCCUGACUGACGAGUCGUCAUUACAUGAUUACUGAAGAUUACGUUAUCAAAUCUGACUGGUGCACCUUCUGCAGCUAUAUGGCUACCUGGGUACUAUAUGUGGAUGUAACUCCAUGCUAUAUCAGGAGGUGAUGACUGGUGCACCUUCUGCAGCUAUAUGGCUACCUGGGCACUAUAUGUGGAUGUAACUCCAUGCUAUAUCAGCAGGUGAUGACUGGUGCACCUUCUGCAGCUAUAUGGCUACCU